UCCCGCUUCCUCUCCUCCUCCGCAGCUCUCGUAACCUCACCUUCUCCACUCUCUCUGCCUCAUCCCGCCGGUGAUGACGGCGCCGCUGCCACGCAGUUGCUCUCCGUCUCCUGGAACCAGGACUACGGCUGCUUCGCCGCCGCAACCACCUCCGGCUUCCGGGUUUACAGCUGCGAGCCUUUCAACGAGACCUUCCGCCGGGACAUCCGGGGCGGCGGGUUCAGGAUCGUCGAGAUGCUGUUCUGCAGCAACAUCCUGGCCCUCGUCGGCAGCGAAUCCAACUCCCAGUCCCCGCCCAGCAGGGUCCUCAUUUGGGACGAUCACCAGAGCCGCUUCAUUGGCGAGUUCUCCUUCAGGUCGCAGGUCCGCGCCGUGAGGUUGAGCCGGGAUCGGAUUGUCGUGGUGCUCGAGCACAAGAUCUAUGUCUACGAUUUCGCGGAUCUGAAGCUGCUUCAUCAGAUCGAGACGUUGGCGAACCCUAGAGGGCUCUGCUGCCUGUCUCAUCACCCCAACACGUCCGUGUUGGCUUUGCCCGGGCUGUACCGUGGGCAGUUUCGAAUUGAGCAUUUUGGGUUGAAUCUGGUGAAGUUGGUUAAUGCUCAUGAUAAUCAUAUUGCUUGCCUCGCAAUUACCAUGGAUGGCCUGCUUCCUGCUACUGCUAGCACCAAGGGCACCUUAAUCAGAUUCAACCAAGGGCACCUUGAAGGAGGCGGAUGGAUUUGUCUUCGAUUAAUUGGUGGGUUGGGUCAGUUCUAUUUUAGUUCGCGGGUUUGGUCUGGUUUGGGUAGAGGUUUUGUUAGGUUUAGCUGA
Messenger RNA from Linum tenue, 810 nucleotides. The record is from the annotation of a GenBank genome assembly. Lineage: Eukaryota; Viridiplantae; Streptophyta; Magnoliopsida; Malpighiales; Linaceae.